AUGUACAAGACUGCUUCCAAUAAGUUAAAUAUGGGUUUACGACUGCUACUUAUAUAUGUGCGUAACGUACGUUCCGAAUUACUGGUAUCACAGUAUCAGCGCCCAGAUGCACCUAGCAGAUCUACGACAAAUAUUAGCGCUCAAA
Molecule: messenger RNA, 145 nt
Organism: Dentiscutata heterogama
Lineage: Eukaryota; Fungi; Glomeromycota; Glomeromycetes; Diversisporales; Gigasporaceae
Source: the annotation of a GenBank genome assembly